AUGGAAAAUUACAUUUAUUAUACAACGAUGGGAGGUAAAGCAAAGAUUAAAACUGAUGUGGUACCACACAAGUUUGACUGUCAAUCUAAUCGUAAAAGACAAGGCACUACAACGGUUCUUAGAACAGCUGCAGAAAAACGACGGAGACAACCAAUCAUUCAAGAAAUUUUAAAUGAAUCUUCAGAUAAUAUGGAAAUUGGUAGUCCUCCAGAACCAAACAUUGAUGCCGUACCAGCCAGUACUGUUAAAAAUAUUGGAGUAGAUUUUGCUCUUUCAAAUGAAACACCUGGCCAAAAGGUCACUGUUGAAACACAAACUAAUAUUAACCACCGUACUGUUGCUGUACAAGUAAAUAGUAGUUCUAAGUAUCGUAGCGUAUCAGUUCAAUGUAAAAUUUUAUCAAUCGGAAUCGAUGAAUCCUGCUCACCAAUUAAAACUGGUAGCAUAAGUACUGCAACAUCUCCAAUAAAACCAUUGCGUCAAAAAUUGAAUCCAAAUUUAUUGGAAGAUACUCAGAAAAGUUUGUCAUCUAGCAGUUGUACAAAUUCAAAUAGUUCACAAGAUAUUUAUGAACCUUCCGAAAAUACCGGUUCAAGUACUAUGGAUUCUAGCAGCCUUCAAUCUCCUGUGAAAAAAUUUGAAAUUUUGAAAGUCACAAAUUACUUAAUUAACGAUAAUUUAAAAGCGUAUACUGGUGUACUCAAGAAUGAAAUGUGGUGCUAGAACGUAUUAGUAUAAUAUCUAAUAUUGAUAUUACUAAUAUAAAAUUAUCUUUGAUGAAAAUACGACGCCAAGAUACUUUGGAAAGAUUAAGGGCCCCCGCAGACUGCAGACUUUUUAUCGGCCGAUAGUUUGGUCGGUUUCUUAAUCAGUAUGGAGAGGAAUGCAUAUGCGCACACUACAGCGAUUCAGUAUCGGCCGAUAAAAAAGUUUGAUGGGCUACUCGAUUACAUUCAAACUAAUCUGUCGGCCAACUGUCGGCCGACUGUUUAAUCAGUAUUGGCGCAUACACGCCUGCGCAUACACGACGAUUGUUUAGUCGGCCGAUAGUUCAGUUCGCUCUGUGAUUUGGCGUCGUGUGCUUCUAUUCAAUAUGGCUUCGCCCAAAUCACAAUUGUUGAUUAUAGAAAGUUCCGUCGAAAACUUAAUUGAAGAAGUCGAGAAAAGACCUGCGCUUUAUAAAAAAAGUUUAAAGGAGUACUCCGACGCGAAUAUGAAGAAAAAACUGUGGGAGGAAGUUUGCGAAGCAGUUGUUGUUGAUUGGAAUUCGCUUAGCGCUGAGGAGAAAACAAACAAAGGUCGUGAUGUGCAAAAAAAUGGGCUAAUUUAAGGACUUGCUUUCGUCGCGAAUUAAACGCUCAAAAGAACACUAAGUCGGGGCAAGCUGCGAAUAAAAGGCGUAAAUAUGUCUACUUUGAACAGUUAUUAUUUUUACUUCCAUGCAUGGAAAACCGACUUACUGAAGGUAACCUGGAAGAGGAAAAUUUUCUAUCAAAUGAUGAGCAUGAUGAUCAAGCUGGUUCAUCCACUCCCACCCCUAUUCGUCAGCGGAAAAAGAGACCUAAUGUACCGAAGCAGACGGACGUGGAUGAAGCAUUAUUAAAGGCAUUAAAUGAGCCUAAUACUGAUGAAGAUGUGAACUUCGCUUUGUCACUGGUCCCUUCACUCCAAAGUUUAACCGCAGAAGAAAAACUUGAUGCUAAAAUAAGUAUUCUUAACGUUUUUAAACAGAUAAGAUCAGCUAGGUGCGCUCAGUCUCCGCCAACAUGUACGUACAACAGAGUUCAGCAACCCUUGUACCCUUUUCCAAUUUCGCAACCGACAACCAUUCGAAACAUUUCAUCACCUGGCAACUCCAACGAUACAGCCCAGUCUUAUUAUUCAAAUUUUUCAGAUGAAUCGCAAAUAUAUGACUUGUAAAUAUUUUCCGAAUUUUGUAAUAUUAUUCUAAUAAAAAUAGUUGAAAAGUA
Molecule: messenger RNA, 1970 nt
Organism: Diorhabda sublineata
Lineage: Eukaryota; Metazoa; Arthropoda; Insecta; Coleoptera; Chrysomelidae
Exons: 2
Coding region: 1-723 (240 amino acids)
Source: RefSeq, a predicted model, not a curated record